This is a messenger RNA of Drosophila subpulchrella, 2141 nucleotides long. RefSeq lists its product as uncharacterized. Gene Ontology annotation, biological process: maturation of SSU-rRNA. The record is from RefSeq and is a predicted model, not a curated record. Gene Ontology annotation, molecular function: RNA binding. Lineage: Eukaryota; Metazoa; Arthropoda; Insecta; Diptera; Drosophilidae. The coding region runs from base 57 to 2078 and encodes 673 amino acids. Gene Ontology annotation, cellular component: nucleolus; nucleus. The transcript has 4 exons.
AUAUCGUCACUAGUUUGCACGUGUUGCAAUUGUUUUUAUUUUACUUAGCUUAAAUAAUGUCCAAGUUCCUGUCAUAUUACAACCUUUUUCCCAUACCGGACCCCAAGGAGUUCUUGGGUCUAGCCGCGGACAGGAAGAAGGGUAAUGUAGUUACAACACUCGCGCGCAAUGUUGUGGUAGUUUUGAAUAUCAGCACACAAAAACAGUUGCUCAGUUGGUCCCUGCCGGAGAAGCUAUCCUCCAAGGUUAUUUUCGACCGCAGCAGCCAGAAAUAUGUGGGCGUCUUCGGAAACCACUCGCUGCGUCUGUGGGAUGUGGACACCAGUGAUGUGACCAAAUGCAAGAAGCUGAAGUUCCAAAAAAGCAUUGCCCAUCUGGUGGAAACCAAGCAGGAGGCCUUGAUCCUCUACAGCGAUGGGCGUUGCCAAACGCUCUCAAAGGCGAUAGCCUCUCGCAAGGAUCAAAAGGAGGACACGGCUGAGCAACUUACUCUUGCCAACAGCAAGGUCAUCAGCCAGCCCUCGGUUUUCACCUUGGCCCAGGGUCAGCAGGUGCUAACCUAUUUUGAGGAAACGAAGGCAACUGGCGAACUGCAGCUCAUCCGGCUCUCCUUGACCACCGCCAGUCGGCGGCAGUAUCUCAUCAAACGGGAGGAGGUCCGCCCCACAGGCUAUGCCGUCGUGGAAGGCGACGAGGCUCCCCAACUACUAACUAUCUGGUCCGACAAGCGUAUCUUUAUGCUGAAUCUGGCGGAGAGUAAAUCGGAUCGGUCGCCCGGACAAUUCGUGUCCAUGCUGGCAGAGCUGAACGUGGAGAGCAAGUUAUCUGUGCAUGGAGUCUCGCGGAACUUUGCUGCCAUCUACGGCGCAAACUACGGUCAGGAGGGCGCCUCGCUGUUGGUCUACAACACCCAGUUUAAAGUCGUGAAUGCCAAGCAGUACUUUAAGGUGUACCUGGACUUCUCUCGCCUUUGGGCUGGCGAUGAGCACAUCCUGCUGGCUAUGGGACAGAAUAUAGCCGCCGUGCGGUACCGAAUGAAUCGAGAGGUUUUGGUGGAUAUGCUGGGAUCCCAGUUUAGUGACACCCACCUUACCCCCAUUGAACUGGAUCACAUAAACGAGGAGGAGUACCUGGAGUCCGUAAUCAAGUUUGAUGGCUGUAAAAAGCCAUUCAACUACGCAUCUUUAAAAUCUAAGAUAAAUAAUCAGCUGCCUACACUGGAUAUCCAAAAGGCAGAUGGCAGGGAGUUGGCCUACGAUCCUCCCGAGCUAGUGUACCAGGAGAUGGAUGAAAUUAUCAAGCAGCACGUCCAUGGAGAGAUCGCCAGCUGCGAGAACGGGUUGGAGGACUUGAGUGUCACUCUUAUGACGAACUUCUUUGAUACGGGUCCAAAGAAUAUUGCUGUGCAGGCCUUGGUCCGGCAACUGGAAAGAAGUGGAGCCGGCGAAGAGGAGAUCAUAGAGAAAAUUCUCACACUUUUUAUCAAGACCGAGAACACAGAGCAUGUGCUAAUGUGCCUGCGUCGCUACAGUAAUAUUUCUGAGAGAAUGCUAGCCUGGUCGCUGCGUUUUGCUUUAGAUCAAAGCACAAGUCGCUUUCUCGUUAAUGGCGAUGCAAAAGAUAAACCAUUGAAGAAAAUUCGGUCCAACGACGAGUUGGUAAAUGCAGUGCUAGCCUGCAGUUUUGACGCAAGCGGCAUCGAGGAGCAUCUUCGUCAGAGGCUGGAGCUUUCCCAUGUCCAGCAUCUGAUGAACCACCUGUACGAACUAGUCAAUGAACCCAGUGUCCAGCUAGAGGAGCGACCCAACCGGGAUUCCUCGCUCGUUCAGACGGAAGUUCAAGCCCUGCAAUGGUUCGGCUGCCUCUUGACCUCCCACUUCACCCUGCUUAGCAUCUCCAAGGACGAGGCGCUGCUCGAGACACUCACAAAGUGGGCCAAUAUCCUCUCCUUCUACGAGGACAGUCUACUCGAUCUAGCUAAUUUGGUGCCGCUGCUCUCAAAUAUUGUGGAGAAGCGUGAGAUGAAACCCAAGUACUCUACUACGUGGUAUGGCAUCGAGGAGGUGGUGCUCUAUUAAAAAGAGUUUCCCUUGAGUUCUUUUCUUACAUUUUAAGCCAAAUAAAGCUAGAAUUUACUUAAA